Messenger RNA from Serpula lacrymans var. lacrymans S7.9, 1669 nucleotides. RefSeq lists its product as uncharacterized. The record is from RefSeq and is a predicted model, not a curated record. Lineage: Eukaryota; Fungi; Basidiomycota; Agaricomycetes; Boletales; Serpulaceae. The transcript has a single exon. Bases 585 to 1397 code for a protein of 270 amino acids.
AACAUGAAGCAUUCUUGUACUUCGACUCGGCGCUAAAACCACGUCCUGGUCAAGGACCAGGAUACCGAAUCAAGCUAUCCCCCACAGGACCUCAAAUUAUCAGAGGAUCCAUCUCCACUGUUAAGCAUCAUUUUGAGCAGGUACCGUCUUCGGAUGCUAUUUCCGAGGACGGAGAGAAGGCUUUCGUAGUACGGAUACCCAAAUCAGCAGGCAAAGAAAAACAAGUAGAGUUUACUUCUACCGUUGAAGAGCCCGUGACCACUGUAGAGGAACCUCCUAUCGACGAGGUAUUCACGGUGAGGCCGGGGCUGGUACCAAGAGUACCUAUUCUUGAUUCUCAAUCGCCCGCACCAGCAGUCAUUACUCACACUCCUGAUCUUCCCCAAUCAUUACCAUCAGCUGAGCCGUCAGGCCAGCCCGUAUUAGUUCCGUUGCCUCACUCUGUCUCUCCCCCUAACCUCGUUGACCAAAUUUUCCGCGAAACUUCAACUCUCCUGACUCAACAACCCAGCUACGCCAAUGAGGAGCCGUUGAACGAGCCCGUCGAGGAGCAGCGCGACACCUUUCCAGCCGUCACUACGGGUAUGGGUACAGAGGAAGGAAACGACGACAAACCACAAGAUGCUGUUGUCCGUGGGCAACGUACCCUCCCACCUGCCCCUCCACCGCUGCAGACGGUUUUCCCACCUGUAUCCCAGCCUUCCCCUCCUUACGGCUCGCCAUACGGCUAUGGCUCUGCAAUGCCACCGGGUAUCGCUAUGAAUCAACACGGCAUGCCCUAUGAGAUGACCACGGGUCGUGCUGUAUAUUUGCAACCUCCUACGAUGUACACACCUCGCCCCAUGACCCAUGGCAUCAUGACGCCUCCCGGUCUUCCAUUCAUGCCUGGUCAUAUGCAUCAUCAUUCGACCGGCUCACCAGAUUUCCUGGCUCCGCCCCAUACACCUCCUCGCAAUGGGUUUAUUGACCCUGCCACAGGCAUGCCUAUCUUCUCCUUCCCACGCCAAAGUACCCGCAUCGAAAUCAGGCAGCCUUCUGAUCAAGAUGGUAAACAGCUGAGCAAACCGUAUGAACGAAGACCUUCCGGAUUGAGACCGAGUGCGGCCGACUUCGAACCCACUCGUGCCGCGAGUCCUUAUGAGACGUCUGCAUACUUCCAGGGUGCCGACAGCUUGUCGGCUACCGAGGUACAUGGUCUCAAUGGCGUGGAUAAUAACUCAGCAAUUCCAAAUGGGCACGUUUCGCCAGAGCAGGUGGUGGACACGGGAAUGAUGCCGUACUCACCAUAUCAACAGCAGCCAUAUUACUACCCCUACCCUCAGUACUACGACAUGUCCCAUGCUCAGUACGAAAUGUACCCUACCGACCCGCGUGCUUCUCAGGCCGUCUAUUAUUGAUCUGUGUCUUCUGCUACGUAUAUUUGUGUCUUUUCUUCUUCCUUGUCUUGUCUUUCUUGUUAUGGGGAUAGUACAUGCACCGCUAUUCACGAUUGUUUGAAUCUCACUCAGACUUUAUUCAUUCAUGCUAUGUCACAAUUUCAUUACAUCGUCUGUUGUUACAAUUUCUGUGCGCUGAAUUUAUCUUGGUUUUACUUUAGUUUCGUGUCUUCUAUGUCGUACCAGCUUUGCCAUUUGUAUGCCUUUUUGCAAUUCACAUAUUCUGAGUGAAA